Molecule: messenger RNA, 1002 nt
Organism: Trichoderma reesei QM6a
Lineage: Eukaryota; Fungi; Ascomycota; Sordariomycetes; Hypocreales; Hypocreaceae
Exons: 3
Coding region: 1-1002 (333 amino acids)
Biological process (GO): nucleotide metabolic process
Molecular function (GO): ATP binding; ATP:ADP adenylyltransferase activity
Source: RefSeq, a predicted model, not a curated record
AUGUCGCUCUUAAAAGCCCCCUCAAACCUCCCGGAACUCGUCAAAACGACCUUCAGCAAAGCCCUCGCCGCCAACGAGCUGCACUACUUCCCAACCCAAGUCACCAUCCUCCACAUCAACUCCAUCCCCUUCCAACUCCGCUUCUCCCCCGCCCUCGCCAACAAACCAAAAGGCCCUCCCCCCGAUCCCGCUCACCCGCGCAAGCCCUUUGAUCCCUUUGCCAACCCUCCCGCCUCGCUCUUCAUCACAGACCUGGGACACCAGCACUACCUCGUGCUGAACAAGUUUGCCGUCGUGCCGGAGCACUUCAUCUUGGCGACAAAGGAGUUCAAGCUGCAGACUCAUUUGCUGGAGGAAUCUGAUUUGCAAGCCACGCUCGCGUGCAUCGAUGCGGGGGGGAAGGCUGCGCAGGAGGAUGGCUUGUUUGCCUUCUUCAAUGGGGGGGAUCAUUCGGGCGCCAGUCAGCCUCAUAGACACAUCCAGCUCUUGCCCAUAUCCCGCAUGAGGGACGGUUUGGAAACGAGCUCCUCGUGGGAAGUCCUCGCUCAGCAAGCCGAUUCCCUUGACAAAACCCCCUUUGUUGCCUUUUCAGAACCAAUCAGCAUAGACACCUCGUCGGAAAACCUCCACGCCGCAUAUCUCCGCCUCUACAGAAAGGCAUGUCAAGCAGUCGCUCAGCAUACACACGCAGGGAGCACAGCCCCAACAGAUGACGAGGUUCCUUCUACUGGAGAAGCCAAGAUCAGUUACAACAUGGCCAUGACAAAGGAUAGGCUGGUCAUCUGCCCCCGACUCAGCGAUGGUUGUGAGAUUAGAGACGCCGAAACGUCGUCUCCGAUUGGGUUCCUCGCUCUGAAUGGGACGGUGCUGGCGGGCACAGCCUUGGUCAAGAGCGAAGCAGAGUGGGAGGCGUUGAAGAAGAGUCCAGACCAACUGCUGGAUGUGUUGAAGAGCAUCGGCGUACCGCGAGAAGAGUACCAGGGUGAAUCGAACAAGCUCUAG